GAGAGGGGGGGGGAGAUGAGUGUGUUUUCAAGCCCAUGCAGCAAGAAAGAAACACGGAAGGAGAGAAAGAAAGGGAGAAAUGAAAUUGUUUUAUUUUUCAGGCUCUGAGCUCUUGCUGGCUGUGACAUGUCUUGGAAGUACUGAAAUGUGAGUGAAGCUGUUGAAAAGUCCAGUGUCUAAGAGGGAACCCUCCUCUCCUUUUUUAAGAAUUGCUGGGUGUUUAAAUUGAUGUCAUCUGCUACUAAGAUCUGCUUCAGCACCAUGACAGCUGGAAUAGCAGAAGUUGGGGAAUUACCCUUGGAGUCUUUGGUCACUUGCAAACUGUGCCUGUCUGAAUAUUCACUGGAUAAGAUGACUGCUCUUCAGGACUGCAACUGCAUUUUUUGUACCUCAUGUCUAAAGCAAUACAUGCAAUUGGCCAUCCGUGAAGGGUGCGGUUCUCCCAUCACUUGCCCAGACAUGGUGUGCUUAGGCCGUGGGAUGCUGCAAGAAGCAGAGAUAUCCAGCUUGGUGCCUGCAGACCAAUUUCAGUUGUACCAACAGUUGAAAUUUGAAAGAGAAGUGCAUUUGGAUCCACUGAGAACCUGGUGUCCCUCUGCUAACUGUCAGACUGUGUGCCAGAUUGAACCGAGUGAAUCUGGAUUACCAGUGCCUAUAAAAUGUCAGAGGUGUUACUUGACAUUCUGUUCAUCAUGCAAAGAGCCUUGGCACGUGGAGGGAUCAUGCCUGGAAAGCCAUUUCAUGGGGGUUACAAGCGAGCAAGGAACACUUAUUAAAAACAGCUCAGAAGCUCCAAUUAAACAGUGUCCAGUUUGUCGGAUCCAUAUUGAGCGGAACGAAGGCUGUGCUCAAAUGAUGUGUAAAAAUUGCAAGCACACAUUUUGUUGGUAUUGCCUACAAAAUUUGGAUAAUGACAUCUUCUUAAGACAUUAUGACAAAGGGCCCUGUCGAAAUAAGCUGGGCCAUUCACGAGCCUCAGUUAUGUGGAACAGAACACAGGUUGUUGGCAUUCUAGUGGGCCUGGGAAUCAUCGCUCUGGUAACAUCUCCCUUACUGCUCUUAGCCUCGCCAUGUAUCAUUUGUUGUGUCUGUAAAUCCUGCCAAAGCAAGAAAAAGAAACAUGGCCCACCACCAACAUAAAAUUUUCUGUCCACGUUGGACGUGAAUGCCUAUCAUAUUUGUCAGGGAGAAGACUAAUGGUUGACGCCUUGCACUGUGCUGUACCAACCAAUUCUCCUUUACUUUGCCAACUUCUGUAAAAAGUGCCUACUGGUUCACAGGAUACUUUGUUUGCAAGCUGCAGUUCAGCAGGGGGGUGGCUAUUUGUUGUGAUCUGGGUUCAACUCUGUUUUUUCAUUGUUUUUAAUAGACCCAGGCUUGUAAGAUGUUUUAAAGGUUUUUCAAAAUGACUGCUUUGUUUAAAUUGGCAGAUGAAGCUGCUGUUGUUCACCAGAUUCUGAAUGAGUAUAGAGUUUCAGAGCACCUUGAGACUAUCUCCUGAAGCAGUCAUACAGUUGAAUAAGAAAAUAAAAUGUGUAAUUCAACUCUUUUUAAAGAAAAUGUUGGUUACUUUAAAUGUUAGAUUUCUAGUGCAGACUUAGUGACAGUUUAAAACAAAAACAAAAAACAACCCUGUAAGUUACAAGGGUUUUUUAUUUUUUAAAAAAAACCAUACUUGAAAAGGGGGAAACCAGAAAACUCAAGUGUCAAAUAUAAUUGGUGUAUGGUCUUGCCAAACUACACUUUCUAAAAGGCAAGUCAGAUCAAAUAAAUUCUUUAGAAUAAGAUCUGCCUUACUACACCACCAAAUCCAAUAAUAUUGUACUGUACAAGCCUGCUCUCAUAUAGUAAGCAUAAAAUGCUGAGCAGAUCACCCUAUCUGUAUAACCCUGGGCUGUAAAUUGCUUUCAAGCAGUUGAUAAAACUUGAGUGGUCUGAUGCUAGUUAUGGUCUAGAAGUGGCAAGUGCGACAUAACUGACAUGAGUAUGGCAUAAUUGGGCCUGUAUUUUUUUCUCUAGAUUUUAUUACUGCUGUCUUAUACUUCAUGUGAGGCUCAAUGGAUGAGUCAAAAUGAUCUUAAGACAAGGAUUUUGGUUAUCACUUGUGGGAACAAAUGAGCUUGCCAAAAGGUUGGCCAUUAUAGACAUAAGCUGUUUCUUUCAGUGAAGAAAGAAAUAUGCUUAAAAACAACAUGAUCCUAAUAAAUAUUGUUGCAACAAAUAAUAGCCAUUUUAUCAAGCUAGGGAGGAACUGUGAAAAUAACACCGUGUACCUCAAAAAAGGCUACAUGUAAGCAUUGUUAAUGAAUCUAGUUUUUCUGAUGAAAUAACUACUUUCCCAUGUUGGAGUAUCUACUAUCUCAUAAAACAGAUCCUCAGCUAGUGUGAAAUCAAAGGAAGAGUGGCAUGCCUUGAAAAUAUUGGAAAAGGACAAAGGGUGAUAAAGAAUACAACACUGUAAUCUUGGUUGGAAGAAAAUAAUUCUCUAUUCUGAUCAUGCAUUCCUCCACUCCACCCCAUUCUAUGGGAAAAGGUGGCAUUACAUAAACAAUACAUAUAAUUGUUUCUUGAACAAUUAAGUUUAUGUAUUCUAUGGUAUAUAGGCUAACAUAAAUCGAAUACAUCAAGGACAGCCAUGUAUAUUUCAGAGUAAAUGCUCAAAGUGUAGUCUGAUAUGAUAAAAUUGCCUGGAUUUCUGUAAGUAAAUUCAUCUGCAAUCUCAAAUUAUUGGAUCAUCUACUUUAGAACUAAAUUGCCAAGUCAUCAAGGAAUGUUUUAGUUAAUAAGAUACUUUGUAAUUGUAUUAUCUCGCGUAUCCCUUAUGAAACAGCGAUAUUCUGUCCAUCUAGCAUGCUGGCUGGGAAUUUCUGGAAGUUGAAAUCCAUACAUCUUAAAGUUGCUUAGGUUGCGAAACACUGACCUAGAACUGCUUAAUGUAUGUGUCUAAUUUUCUGUUAUCUAUUUUGGUAGUCAAAAAUAAGCCUAAGGGACCUUGGGUGAUGUAAAACCUUAAUAAAUAAAUAAUUAGGACCUGAAUCUUUAGUAUCUGAGUGAAAAGGGGGUGGGGGUGGGUGGGAACCAAAGUGAAGAAACAGGUCUCCUACCAUAAAUCUCUCCCCCUACCCCACUCUCCACAUCCCCAAUUCUUUUUAGGAUUAAAACUGAUGAAAUUUAAAGGAAGUCAAUAAGACAGAAUGUUUACCAGAAAACAGUAGCUCAUCAGAUUAAUGAUGUAUGUUUCUUUUUCUUUCUUUAUGUAAAACUUGUUAACAUAAAUAAAUAAAACUUACUUUGACAAAAAGUUGUUGACCAGCUACUGGAAAGAGGUUUUUAAUGUUCUAAAUUCUAUCAUUAUUUUCAGUAGAGAUCUUAAUGGUUUUUCUAUACAUUCAGCAUUAACUGGAAAAGGGAAGGAAAUAAUGGGCACAAGUGUGUGCUUUCAGUUCUACUAUGUUUACUCUCAGGUGAAUGGCAAAUGGUUAUUAUAGAAAAUGUGUUUAAGCUUGGAAAAGAAAAUUUAGACAUCUCGUAGUGGUUCACAGAAGUCAUCAUGCUAAUCAACAAUUUAAAAAAAGGGGACAAUUGUCUAUUGAUGUUUGUUUAACCUAGUAUAAUUUCAUUACUCUCUUAAGUUAGUGAAGGCCCAAGGCUGAGAUUUUUUAAUGAUUCAUUAAAAACUGUGCAGGAAGAAA
Molecule: messenger RNA, 3692 nt
Organism: Candoia aspera
Lineage: Eukaryota; Metazoa; Chordata; Lepidosauria; Squamata; Candoiidae
Gene: RNF144B
Product: ring finger protein 144B
Exons: 8
Coding region: 229-1140 (303 amino acids)
Biological process (GO): ubiquitin-dependent protein catabolic process; protein polyubiquitination; positive regulation of proteasomal ubiquitin-dependent protein catabolic process
Cellular component (GO): cytoplasm; ubiquitin ligase complex; mitochondrial membrane
Molecular function (GO): ubiquitin conjugating enzyme binding; zinc ion binding; ubiquitin protein ligase activity
Source: RefSeq, a predicted model, not a curated record